Messenger RNA from Thlaspi arvense, 1245 nucleotides. The record is from the annotation of a GenBank genome assembly. Lineage: Eukaryota; Viridiplantae; Streptophyta; Magnoliopsida; Brassicales; Brassicaceae.
AUGAAGUCUCUGCGUCGUCCCAAGAACAAGAAACGUAUGGCGCCUAUGGUUCCUGGAGGAUGGCCAUUGAUAGGCCAUUUAAGGGCCUUUGACAACGGAAAGCAGAGCAACCAUACGUUCGGGGACAUGGCCGACGUGACCGAGCAUAGUAGAGCCGGAGAGGUUGAUGUGGCGUUCGGAGAGCUGUACCGACAAUGGGAGCAAAAGGGUGGGUCUCAAAAAGGAGUCUUGGUGGAUAUGAGCCAAGAGUUUCAUGAUUUGAUCAAAAACUUCUCGCUGAUGAUGAUCGCCGGGAAGAGAUAUUACGGAGCAAGCCCCAACUGCGAAAUCGGAGAGGCAAUGAGAUGUGGUAAGCUGUUCCGAGACUUUGUUGAUUACUUCGGGCUCUACCUGCUAUCAGAUUUAGUACCACCUCUUGGUUGGUUGGAGUGGAGGACUAAGAGGGACAUGAAGAGGACGGCUAGUGCGUUAGAUGAACUUCUUGAAGCUUGGAUUGAAGAACACAAGAAGAAGAGGAAGGAUUCUGUUUCUGGUGGGAACCUUUUGGAUCUACUCCUUGAGGUUUUUGAGCAACAAGAUAAUCCAAGUCUUGAUGAUGGUGGUCAUAAAACAAUCAAGUCCCUAUGCCUCAAUUUGGUGCUAUCAGGGACCCAGGCGACCAUUGUGACUCUAGUUUGGGCUGUUUCCCUACUCGCGAACAACCCGGAUGUGUUGAAGAAAGCUCAGGAAGAGUUACAACGCACCAUUGGCGAGAGCAGAGCUGUGGAAGAAUCUGACCUCAAAGAUUUGGUUUAUCUCCAAGCAAUCGUCAAGGAGACACUCCGUUUGUACCCACCAGCUACUCUCACCCCUUACAGGGUUGUGAUGGAAGACUUCGACAUCGCCAAUGAAACUUUCAUGUUCCUACAGAGGGAUCCGAAUCUUUGGUCCAACCCUGAAGCAUUCGAGCGAGAGAGGUUCUUGACAUCAGAUAGAGAAGUGGAUGUUGGAGGGCAGAGCUACAAGUUAACACCCUUCGGGUUGGGACGAAUGGCGUGCCCCGGGAUCCCCCUUGGUAUGACGAUGGUGCAAUAUCUCCUGGCAAGGUUCCUGCACAGCUUUGACCUAGCAACACCGUCUGGCCAAGAUGUGGACAUGAUCGAGAACAAUGGUUUCGCUAAUUACAAAGCCACUCCUCUUGAACUCUUCAUCACUCCUAGGCUUCAUAAAUCUCUCUACCAAAAUGGAUCGCACAGGGCUUGUUGA